UUUCUAUCUCAGCGGCACCUCUACAAGUAACCAAUCAGAGAGUCCAUACUAUCGAUUCAUUUUCUUGGAGGAAAUGAAGCCUCUCUUCCUCCUCCUCCUCCUCCUCCUCCUCGCCAUUGCUUUAGUCUCUGCUGAUCUCCGAGUUGGCUUCUACAACUCCUCUUGCCCUCAAGCUGAAUCCAUCGUCCGCGCCGUGGUGGCAGAGAACUUUCGCAAUGACCCCUCCAUCACUGCUGCAUUCCUUCGCAUGCAUUUCCAUGAUUGUUUCGUCAGGGGCUGCGAUGCGUCGAUUUUAAUAAAGACGACGAAGAAGAAGCCAUCUGAGAGGUCCGCCGGGCCAAACCUCACGGUCCGUGGAUUCGAGAUCAUCGAUGAAGCUAAAUCAAGGCUGGAGGCAGCAUGCCCAUCCACUGUAUCAUGUGCUGAUGUAGUAACCCUUGCAACUAGAGAUGCCGUCGCCCUAGCUGGCGGCCUGAACUAUGCCGUGCCCACAGGGAGGCGGGAUGGGCUCGUGUCGAACCCCGAUGAGGUCAGGCUACCCGGUCCGCAGCUCCCUGUCCCUCAAGCACUCCAGUUCUUCACAGCCAAAGGUCUCGCACUGGAAGACAUGGUUGCUCUCUUGGGCGGACACACUGUGGGAGUGGCCCAUUGCACCUUCUUUCGCGACCGGCUCUCCGAUUUCCAGGGGACCGGCGCUCCCGACCCCACCAUGGAUCCGAGCUUGAGAGCUAAGCUCAUCCAAACUUGCGGGCCGACACCGAAGCCAUUGGAGAAGGACCCUGCAGCAUUUUUGGAUCAGAGCACGUCGUUCAAGUUUGAUGCUCAAUAUUAUAAACAGAUAGUAGCAAACAAAGGGGUGCUGAAAAUAGACCAAGUGCUAGCAUUGGAUAAUUCCACAGCACGGAUUGUUUCAGGUUUGGCGUCGGAUGGAGAAGGGUUCCAAAGGAAGUUUGCUGAUGCUAUGGUGAAGAUGGGGAGCAUUGAAGUUCUUGUGGGGAGUGCUGGGGAGAUCAGAAAGAAAUGCAAUGCUUUUAAUAAAAGUCCAUAACCUAUUAGAUAAGAAGAAAUAGGACUGCUUUGGUUCUAUUUUUUUUUUCCUCCUUGUUUAUUGUUCUCUCUCCUAUGAUGAUCUCGCCUAUGAUGAACUAUUGGAAUAUGUUUCAUGGCUUCCUCUGUAUUUUGGAAAGAAUGAGUUUGUUUACGAGCACUGGAGACUUAGAGUGCCGUUGAAUAACAUUCAAAUCUUGCUCAUUAGUUUCUA
Molecule: messenger RNA, 1261 nt
Organism: Phoenix dactylifera (date palm)
Lineage: Eukaryota; Viridiplantae; Streptophyta; Magnoliopsida; Arecales; Arecaceae
Product: Peroxidase superfamily protein
Biological process (GO): hydrogen peroxide catabolic process; response to oxidative stress
Molecular function (GO): heme binding; peroxidase activity
Source: RefSeq, a predicted model, not a curated record